Messenger RNA from Lycium ferocissimum, 1141 nucleotides. RefSeq lists its product as uncharacterized. The record is from RefSeq and is a predicted model, not a curated record. The transcript has 5 exons. NCBI's taxonomy places the organism in Eukaryota, Viridiplantae, Streptophyta, Magnoliopsida, Solanales, Solanaceae. The coding region runs from base 146 to 1141 and encodes 331 amino acids.
AGCCUUAAACCCUUGUCUAGUCCGAGAGAGCUCUUCUUAAACCCUUGUUACUUCCCACUUUCUAAUACGACCUUCCUCUACUUCCGCUUGCGCAUAUAUAUUGGUAACAUCUUUGUUGCUGUGUGGAGACUGGCGAGUGGAGGUCAUGCAUUUUGCUACAUCAAAUGACAAGUGUUGUAGCAAAAUUAAGAAGAUAGUUGUUUCUCUUUCUCAAUUUCCUAGGUACAACAGCAGUAGUGCUGAACUUUCUUCGAGAUUUUCUUCGUGCGACUCUCAUGAAAUAUAUAAAUCCGCUAGUCUUCAGCAUUGGUACAAGAAUUGGAAUGAAUUGAGAAAGAAUAAACUUACAGCUAGUACUUUUGGUCAAGCUGUUGGUUUUUGGCCUAAGCGUAGAGUCCAACUCUGGUUGGAGAAAAUUGGGGCGGUUCAACCCUUCUGGGGUAAUGAUGCCACGGCUUGGACUAACAUCAAGGAACAGGAGGCUCUUGUAAGAUAUAAGCUAAUUACUGGAAAUCCUAUCUCUUUUACUAAUUUUAACGUCUAUCGGGAAAUGAUCAAGGGGGUUGACUGGCUUGGAGCUUCCCCAGAUGGUGUGGUUGACAAGUUUGUUUAUCAUUUACCAUCCAGAGGGGUUUUGGAGAUCAAGUGCCCGUACUUCAACGGUGAUAUGACUAAGGCGACUCCUUGGAAAAGAAUUCCCAUUUAUUAUGUUCCACAAGCUCAGGGUUUAAUGGAAAUAUUGGAUCGAGACUGGAUGGACUAUUAUGUUUGGACUACCAAAGGAAGCAGUUUGUUUAGGAUGCAUCGUGAUGAAGAAUAUUGGCAACUCUUGAAGAUUGCACUUUCUGACUUCUGGUGGAACCAUGUCCAUUUCAAAGGUCCUAUUAGGGGACGCCAUGACGGGGUUCGUCAUCAUCCCUACAGCCGCCCCAUCCAGUCAUCACUUCAGGCUUUAGCAGGUGGUUCUUCAGGUUAUAGCGGGCAUAAUUCUGAGCAGACUUCCCGAGAGGUUGAAAGCCCUUGGUUCUUUAUUUUGACAAGGACAGGUCACAGGGGUCUUCAAAGGGAAGAAAAUCCUAACGGUUGUCCAACGAGUCCAUCAUUGAACAAGGAUGUUAUGGAGAAUCAACAGCGAAUUUAG